Mucor velutinosus is the source of this 912-nucleotide messenger RNA. RefSeq lists its product as uncharacterized. Bases 1 to 912 code for a protein of 303 amino acids. NCBI's taxonomy places the organism in Eukaryota, Fungi, Mucoromycota, Mucoromycetes, Mucorales, Mucoraceae. The transcript is spliced from 2 exons. Gene Ontology annotation, cellular component: plasma membrane. The record is from RefSeq and is a predicted model, not a curated record.
AUGGCUCUUCACUUUAUAGCGCUUAUAUUCAGCGUCUGCUCAUUCAUUUUACUGCUCAUCGCCAAUCUCGGAACAACAUUUGAUAGCACAUUUCUACCAGAUAUUUAUUUGGUCAAAGUAAAUCAAGCAGUCAAUGGAAGAUCCAUAAGGUAUGGCGUGUAUAGCUCCUGCUUAUACUAUCAAGAGGACAACAAAACACCUCACUCUUGCACCAAGAAACUACCUGGCUAUUCAUUUGACUCAACGCAGUUUGCAGAAGUAUGUGGCGCUGAUAUCACCAAUGCCACCAUGGUCACUGUCUACUCAGAUGUAAUCAAAGAAGCUCAGUUAACCACCUUUAAAGGCAUCGUGCUCAUCAUGCCAGCAGUGAUCCUUGCAUUUUUCAGUGUCGUUUGUGCAUUAUUGAUUCGAAGAUUGCGCAAGAAUAAUAUCAUACCGUUUAUUGGCACAUUCAGCUCAUUGUUUGCUUUUUUCACGGGUGCAGCUGGCCUGGCUCUCGUUAUUGUUACAUUUUGGAAAGGGUUAGCUACACUGGAGAGGAGAGUUGAGGGGCUAUCUCAUCAAUGGGGGCCUGCUAUCUACCUGGUCGGUAUUGGCAGUGGAUGUAUCCUAAUCACCUUGGUGUGCUUCGUGAUUAGCUUGUUUACCUAUAAAUCAGAGAGCUACAAAAGAGAGACAUUCCACUUGUAUGACUAUGAUUUGAAUGCAAGCACAAAUCAGAAGCCUAUGGCUACGUCUUCACCAUACGAUGCACAAACAACGUAUCUCAACUCGCCCACAAAACAAGAUGACUAUGAAUACACGCAUGCCAUCUCAUCGCCUACUACACAACACUAUCCAUCCUAUCAUCAAGCGCAGCAUCAAACUUACCAACCUCAAACAACUUAUCAGCAAGGAAAUCACUACUAUUAA